UAAUAGUGCAACUUCUAUGCGUGUGAAGAUGUAGUAUUCUUCUGUUCAUUUUAUUGUGAAUAAACCGGUAAAUAUUUUAUCCUUGAAGGCAUUCUCUUUUAUAUCGGACUGUCGCAACAGUCGACCUGUGAGUCAUCAUGGCUGACUUCUUGGCAGACAACAAUCUAUGUGGGCAAACCCUUCUCAAGUUGGUCUCAAGGGGUAACGCAAUCAUUGCCGAGCUGCUCCGACUUGCAGAUUUCAUUCCUCCAGUCUUCAAACUAGACAAUAAGUUUGACCAGAUGAAGUAUGGAGAUAUUCUCUUUGAUUUCAACUACUUCAAGGGAUCGGAAUAUUACGACAACAAGAUUGAUUCCAGACCUGAUCUUCAAGAUCUAGAUGAAGCUUUCAGGGAGAAUCACAUCGAGAUUUUACGACGUUUCUAUCUCGCCUUUGAGAGUAUUCAUAAAUAUAUCACAGAUCUUAACAGAUUUCUUGAAGAUCUUGAUGAAGGGGUAUACAUCCAGCAAACACUUGAGACGGUGCUCCUAAAUGAAGAUGGAAAACAACUUCUGUGUGAAUCUCUAUACUUGUAUGGUGUAAUGCUCCUAGUGGUUGAUAUGAGGAUUGAAGGAACAGUCAGAGAAAGAAUGCUCGUCUCCUACCACAGAUACAGUGCUGCCCAGGCUUCUGUGGACUCCAAUAUGGAUGAUGUCUGCAAAUUGUUACGAUCGACUGGACUGUUUACAACCUCUGGGUCGAGGCGACCUGCUAACUAUCCUGAAAACUAUUUCAAGCGUAUUCCAAUUUCAUCCAACUUUAUUGAGAUGGUGAUUGCAAGGCUAAGGUCAGACGACAUCUACAAUCAGAUCUCAGCCUACCCAUUGCCGGAACAUCGUAGUACCGCCUUAGCUACACAAGCCGCCAUGCUGUACAUCAUUCUGUACUUCUCACCGGAUAUUCUACAGAAUCAACAGGCCAAGAUGAGAGAGAUUGUCGACAAACAUUUCCCGGAUAAUUGGAUGAUCAGUGUAUACAUGGGAAUAGUAGUCAACUUAGCUGAUAUGUGGGAACCCUACAAGGCAGCUAAGACGGCUCUAAAUAACACCCUGGAUCUGAUCAACGUCAAGUCGCUGGCAGUGAAACACAAUCACAGAGUUGGGGAGCUCAUUAAACUCCUGCGUCAAUACCUGACUGAAGGAACACUGACUGAGGAGUUUGUCUUAGAUAGCAUUCCUAAACUCAUGAACUGUCUUAGAGAAUGUAACGUCAACCUCAGAUGGUUAAUGCUUCAUACUGCAGAUGGACCCUGGGAUGCUAAUAAGAAGCUUCGUCAGAUGAAAGAGAUAAUGGUCCAGGAAUCCAAGUACAGCCCUCGUACUCUCUUUGAACUUCUCCUGGACUCUGCGCAGUUUGAGUUCAAACUUAAAGAGAUGUUUAAGAAGAUGCUUUCUGAGAAGCAGAAGAAAUGGGAGAUGUAUAAACAAGAGAGUGUGGACAGAAUGACCGAGCUUGGUGAAGUCUUCUCAGGAACUAAGCCUCUUACACGAGUUACAAGAAAUGAUAAUCUUCAAGCUUGGUUCAGUGAGAUGGCUAAACAGAUAACAUCCCUCAACUAUGACGAUUCCACUGCCGCAGGACGUAAGAUUAUACAACUCAUACAAGCUCUUGAAGAGGUCCAAGAAUUCCACCAGCUUGAGAGCAAUCUACAAGUUCGGCAGUUUCUCCUGGAUACUCGCAAGUUUCUUCAUCAGAUGAUACGGACCAUUAACAUCAAGGAGGAAGUCUUAAUCACCAUGCAAAUAGUUGCAGAUCUAUCGUACGCCUGGGAGCUUAUUGACACAUACACACCCUAUAUGCAGCAAGGCAUUAAGAGUAACCCUUCCCUUGUCACCAAACUAAGAGCUACAUUCCUAAAGCUUGCCUCAGCUCUCGACUUGCCUCUGAUUCGUAUCAACCAAGCCAACUCACCCGACUUGAUCAGCGUCUCACAAUACUACUCCAGCGAGUUGGUCUCCUACGUCCGCAAGGUUCUACAGAUCAUCCCUCAGACUAUGUUUAGUCUCCUGUCUCAAAUCAUACAGCUUCAGACACAUCAUAUUAAGGAGGUACCCACCAGACUAGAGAAGGAGAAACUGCGAGAUUACGCCCAGCUAGACAUGAGAUAUGAUGUUGCAAGACUGACCCAUUCCAUUUCGGUCUUCACCGAAGGAAUCUUGUUGAUGAAGACUACCUUAGUGGGUAUAAUCAAAGUGGACCCCAAACAACUCCUUGAAGAUGGUAUACGGAAGGAGCUUGUCCAACAAGUCGCUGGGGCCCUGCACAAUGGGAUCAUGUUCAAUCCAAAGGCAAAGACCAGUGAGUUGAUGGGUCGGCUUGACACCCUUGGAGCCAAGAUGGACGGCUUUGUUCGCUCCUUUGAGUAUAUCCAAGAUUACGUCAAUAUCCAUGGUUUGAAGAUCUGGCAGGAAGAAGUUUCUCGUAUUAUCAACUACAACAUGGAGCAAGAAUGCAAUAGCUUCCUCAGGACAAAGGUGCAUGACUGGCAAAGUAUCUAUCAGUCACCAACAAUCCCGAUCCCAAAGUUCCAACCCGUAGACGGUUCCAUUAACUUCAUGGGUAGAAUGGUCAGAGAGAUUCUACGCAUUACAGAUCCAAGGUCUACCUCCUACAUCGACCAGAUGAAAACUUGGUAUGACAUCAAGACGAAACAAGAGGUCUUAGAUAUCAAAGUUUUCUCAAAAGUCAGGCAAAGCAUUGGUACCUGUGGCCUAACCGGUCUAGACAGGUUGUUAUGCUUCAUGAUGGUAAGAGAGCUGCAGAACUUCCUGGCAAUCAUUGAACGUGUCGUACUCAGAGAUAAGAUGUGGCUGGAGAUGUUUGGCACCUUAAUGAAGACACUUAAUCCUGUGAGAGGUUUGAUUAGUAACCCUGGUAAGGUGUACAGCCACUAUGUGACAAAGGCAGGCAAGAUUUGGACUCCAUUCAUCAACCUUGUACUCAAGUUGGGUCAGAUGCAACUGCUUCGCAGACAGAUCGCUAACGAGCUGAACUUCUCGUGCAAGUUUGAAUCCAAGUUCCUGGCCAGUGCCCUGGAGACCAUGAAUAACGGUCUCCUGGCGGAUGUAGAGGCCCAUUACCACGAUCCUUGUAGACCCUACCCUAAGGAUGACAAUCCUCUCAUGUAUGAACUAGCUUCUUAUUUAGAGUCGGCCGGUCUCAGCAAUCCACUCUCAAAGAUCUACAUCACUACCAAGAGACUUCCAUAUUUUGCUCUCUUCACAUUCCUGUUUGUUGUGUCGCAACUUCCCAAAUUCCAGUACCUCAAGAGUGUUGGAAGUAUGAUUUGUAAAGUCCCCAAAGAUCCCAUUGACGGACCACCAUUUGUUGUCGGUACAUUGACCCUACUCCGACAGUUCCACUCCGAGAACACAGAUCAGUUCCUAGCUCUGCUUGGGCAAUAUGUCAGAUCAUCCGUAGAGAGUACAGCAGCGGGAGGCAAGGCUUCAGACCUACCCUCAGAUGUCAUCAACGUUCUUGCAUUCCUGGAUGAUUUCACUCACUACGCAGGCUUGUCAAGACAGUCCGUAGAGGCCCACAUACCAGCUUACAUCUUUGAUGAGUUUAAGAGUAGCUGCUAGUAAAACUGACAUUGGUGACAGAGAAACACCG
This is a messenger RNA of Asterias rubens (European starfish), 3651 nucleotides long. Its product is annotated as WASH complex subunit 5-like. The transcript has 28 exons. Gene Ontology annotation, biological process: endosome organization; actin filament polymerization; endosome fission. Bases 138 to 3620 code for a protein of 1160 amino acids. Gene Ontology annotation, cellular component: WASH complex; endosome. The record is from RefSeq and is a predicted model, not a curated record. Lineage: Eukaryota; Metazoa; Echinodermata; Asteroidea; Forcipulatida; Asteriidae.